This is a messenger RNA of Paramecium octaurelia, 937 nucleotides long. NCBI's taxonomy places the organism in Eukaryota, Ciliophora, Oligohymenophorea, Peniculida, Parameciidae. The record is from the annotation of a GenBank genome assembly.
AUGGAAACCAGAACAGUCCAACCCAUCUUAGAUAAAAUAUAUUUUCUUAAAAUCUUUAAUCUAUUUGACAUUUAAACAUAUUAAGAAGAUUCAAAAGGAAAAUUUUAAAUUUACAAAUAAAAUACAAACCUAAUUAUAAAUCUUUCAUCCUAACUAAUUUAAUGUUCAGUUAUGUAAUAGAUCAAAUCUCAAAGUUCCAAACUAUAUUUCUUGUUUGGAUAUUUAAAUUACUAAAAACUAGAUUGUACAUUAAAAUAUUUUGUUAGAAGUAUUUUGAUUACAUGUUAACAUUAUAAUUAUUUUUUAACUCCACUUUUAUUUUUAAGCUUAGCAGAGCUUUUUAUAAAAUUUGUCUAAAUUUAAUUAAAUUAGAAAAAAUUCUAACUUAUCAGGGAUUGUACAAAAUCCUACUCUAAAUAGUUGGGAUGUUAUAUUUAAAAUCCUACUGUUUACUAAAAAUAUUUAAUUGAAAAAUUUCUUCGAUUUUAUCCAGAUUUCAACUUUAAUCACAAUUGUUAUUGGAUAUUAUGCAGUUGUACUCAAUUCUCUCAACUUUUGUACUAAUAUUAAGUAUUCAUUAUUUAAGAUGAGUAUAAACUAAAGAAUUGAUAUUCUAAGCUUUUUAAGAUAAGUGUUAUUUUUAUAAUCUAUAUUCAAGACUCGCAAAUAUUAUAAUUAGAAUUACUUCUCUUAACAAGUAUAAUCCAAAUUAAACUAAUCUAUUACCAUCAUGAUUUCUUAGAAAAAUCUAAUUAUAGAUUACAUUAGAAAUAUCAGUAUUCAUUUUUAUGCUUACUUCAUUCCUAUAUAUUUUAGACUUUAACAAUUUUUUUAGGAAAAAAAAAGAUUAUUUUUGGCAGGAUCCAUGCAGCAAUUCUAUCUCUAAGCAUAUAAAUCAAAUUAAUAAAGAUUUGAUAAGGAGGAAUAAAUAUUUUGA